Cuscuta epithymum is the source of this 2189-nucleotide messenger RNA. NCBI's taxonomy places the organism in Eukaryota, Viridiplantae, Streptophyta, Magnoliopsida, Solanales, Convolvulaceae. The record is from the annotation of a GenBank genome assembly.
GACGAUCGAUGCUUUUCAUUAAAUGAGUCAAGUUUUAUAUAGCUAGCUGUGAGCCUGGGACGGCCAUCAUCAUCACUUCCAUCACAUUUUAUCUAAGGCAUUUGUUUUCUGCUCAACCUAACUAGGCUUGCUUCAAUAUUCAACAUGGCGAGAGUUCUACUUCCCAGUUUUGUGCUGGUGUUUAUCAUCGCUGUUAACUGUACUACUCUUGCGGACUCUCGAUCCGUUCAUUUGAAAUACGUCAAAGGGGCAUUGGAAAAAGGGGCUGUUUGUUUGGAUGGUAGUCCGGCUGCAUACUACCAUGACAAAGGGGUAGGCGAUGGGCGUCACAAUUGGGUUAUUUACCUUCAAGGAGGAGGCUGGUGCUCUAAUCACACGGACUGCAAAAAUCGCACCACUUCAGAGUUCUACAACUGGAACAGGAUGUUUGUUCCAUAUUGUGACGGAUCUUCGUUUACGGGAAACAAAGAAGCUGUUGAUCCGGUUACUAAUGUAACCUACAGAGGUUUCAGAAUCUUUGAGGCCACAAUGGAUGAUCUCCUGUCUAAAGGAAUGAAGCAUGCUCAAAAUGCGAUUCUUAGCGGAGGUUCGGCAGGGGGAUUGGCAGCUAUGAUUCAUUGUGACCGGUUUCGGGAUCUUCUUCCAAUUACUGCACGAGUCAAGUGCCUCGCAAUUGCAUCUUACUUUGUGCAUGAGGCACAUCUUAAUGGAAGCAAACAGUUUGAAGCAACGUUCCAGGGGUUGAUCAGUUUACACGGAUCUUCCAAAGCAUUGCCUCCCCUGUGCACAUCAAGAAUGAGUCCGGAUUUGUGCUUCUUCCCUCAAUACUUUUUGCCGACUAUAAGAACACCUGUUUUUAUAGCAAUGUCGUCAUUCGAUCUAAUCCAAAUAAGGUAUAACCUAUUCCGGGCGGAUGAGGUUUGCCUUUUCCACAAUAAUUGCACUCAUGAUCGGCUCAAGGCAAUCCAAGUCUUAUGGAAAAGUUCUUAACGAUUGGUUUAUUGAUGGAAGUUAUACUCAAGUAAUUGAGGAUUCUGCAAUACCAAGGAAUUGCACUUUCAUCACUCCCCAUUCAGAUUAAGUUUUACUUACAACAACUUCAACGUAGUACUGUUUGACAUAUUGCUGGUGUUUUUUUUUUUCUUUCAUUGGAAAUGAGGGAUAUGGCAUGGGUGCCCUCAGUCAUUAUCUUUGCUUUUUGUCUGAUCCUUAAUCCUUAGUUAAUCAACUUAUUUCUCUUCUAAUCUCUAAUUCAGGUUUUACGAUUUAUAGAUCUUCGUGUGCAACUCCGAAGUACUUCGGGUAUCUAACUUUUAAUUUCAUUACUUUGUAUUAGUAUAAUCACUCCAUAGGCCUUGUUUGGAAAUGGCUUAUCAGCCAAUUUUUAGCUACAAGUUAAAGCUACAGGCUAGAAAAAACAAUUUCCCUUGUCCUGUAUAUAGGAUAUUAUAGAUAUAAAUGACAUAGGCUUAACACCUCAUCGAUUAAUUGUGAUUAAAAACAUUUAAAAUGAACUUUACGGCGUAAAAUAUGAGUGUAAUCCAGUUAAUUAAAAAACAUUUCUUUAUCUUAAAAAAAACCAUUUCUUUAAUUUAUUUUAGGGAAAAGGUGCAAAUAGGCCCAUGUACUAACCAAAAAAGGUCAUCCUUAUUUAGGAGACUCUGUCCGGCCGUCGUCAUUUGGGGUGGUUCCCAUUGGAAUUUUUGAUGAAUUUUUUUAGCAUCUUAUUAAUCAAGUCUAGUUUACUCAUACCAAAUUUCAGCUAAAACUUCAACCCAGAAGGCAUUCAAAUGAAUUCUUGAAAAUAACUGCGCAGUUAUCUUCAAUAAGAAGGGGCUGGAAUAUCACAGAAAACAAGAAGGGUUCCAAAAAGCUCACGAAGGCUUUGCAGCAUUUGAUAUAAAACUGCUUCACACAAGCAUGCUUCCACACCAUUAUUCGUGGUAGACCAAACAAAGUAUUCAGGAAACUGAAUAUAUAAAAGAUUAAGUUUUUUUGCCACCUCAUCCCGAGCAUUCAUUUGGAAGUAUUCUGUAUGCAUGGUUCGAGAUUGAAUAUCGUCCUUGACUAUUGUUGUUAUCCUUUGAGCGCCACAGAAAUUUAUGUAUUGAAAAUUUUCCAAAUGAACUUGCAGUUGGAACACAGACGGGUACAUAUCUGCAAUUGGGUAGAUUGCAGAGACCCAAUCG